AUGCCCAGCCACAUUCCAAAGUUUAAUGAAUCAACGUUUCAGAAACACUUAAGGGACUUUGUUCUUGCGUUCUUUGAUGAUAUUUUAGUAUAUAGUACCACGGUACAGGAGCAUGUAAUUCAUUGGGAGAAAGUACUGAAGAUACUGAGGAAGGAACAAUUGUAUGCUAAGAGGUCCAAAUGUUCAUUUAGUCAAAGAAAAGUGGAGUAUUUGGGUCACAUCAUAACUGUAGAAGUUGUAGCUACUGAUCCUACAAAAACUGAAGUUAUGGUGUCAUGGCCUAGUCUUAGGUCCCUUAAGGCAUUGAGGGGAUUCUUGGGGUUAACAGGGUAUUACAGAAGAAUUCCUUCCAAAGGAGGACCAGAACCAGAAGAAGCUUUUGAAGAGCUGAAGAAGGUCAUGUCUACUGCCCCAGUUUUGGCCCUAGCAGAUCACAAAACCCUUUAUUGUGGAAACUGA
Messenger RNA from Lycium ferocissimum, 459 nucleotides. RefSeq lists its product as uncharacterized. NCBI's taxonomy places the organism in Eukaryota, Viridiplantae, Streptophyta, Magnoliopsida, Solanales, Solanaceae. The coding region runs from base 1 to 459 and encodes 152 amino acids. The transcript has 2 exons. The record is from RefSeq and is a predicted model, not a curated record.